CAAAAGUAGGUUGCAAGGAAGCAGGAAACAGGGAACAACCUUGGAGGAGACGCGUUGUAUUGUGUCUCUCUGGGACCAGGUCUCAGCAUUUGCCAGACGGUUUAGAAUUAAGCAGAAGUGUUUUAGGAAAGUAGUUUUAUUUUUUGUUUUUUUGUCAGGUAGAAAUUUGGGCGCAUUUUCGAAUUAGGGCACACAGUCUUAGGUGCGUUGCUAAUACAACUGGGAAUCCGGUGUUUGGAGUGAAAGUAUUCAUUGAUUAAGCUGAUGUAUUGUGUCAGAGCACAAAGCCUUGUCUACCUCAUCUAGUGCGCCCGCCCAUUGGGUUUUCUGCGGAGCGAUAGUGGGAGAUUGAUUAUAGUCUCUGGGAUUUCCGCGGAGAAAGCCAGAGCCUGCUUGGACUGCGAUUUGCUCUCCCACAUCAGAGACGGGGAGGCAGGAGGACACUGGAGAGGUGAGUCCGACUCUGGCAAGCCGCCGGACUCACCGGCUGUGGAUUGCACUCUCAAGACAAGCCCCGGCCGCUUUUGUCGCUCGGGAUUCGUAGACCUCCUCCUCCUCCCUCAUUCUGAUUCAGGACCAGCGGUUCAGCCACACGGUCAGAAACCGACCAGACAUAACCAGCUCACCUAAAGGGAAUAUUGGAAGUGAAUCUGCGGGACAACACGCACAAUGGCAACCGGUGCGCUCCUUCUUGCCUGCGCGCUGCUCGCCGGGUUUGCCGAGGCUCAGAGAGUGGUCACAGUGCAAGAUGGACCCCUGAUACGGACCGAGGGCUCUCACGUGACCAUCUGGUGCAAUGUGACGGGCUACAAAGAGGGAGUGGAGCAGGACUUUGAGUGGUCCAUGUAUCUACCAUCAGCACCGGACAGGGAGAUCCGCAUCGUCAGCACGGCUCAGCCAAAUUAUGCCUAUGCUGUUUAUGCCCAGAGGGUGAACAACAAAGAGAUCUACGUGGAAAGGCUGAGCCGCGACUCCGCUGUGCUCCACAUCACUAAAGUGCAGGCCAAGGACCAGGGUCUGUUUGAGUGUUACACACCCAACACAGAUGGGCGCUACCUGGGAUCCUACAGCGCACGUACUAACCUCACGGUCAUCGCUGACUCGCUGACCGUGACAGCUCCAGCGCAGACUCUGUCUAAGGUGGAAGGUGACACGCUACAGCUCACCUGCGAGGUGGCUCGGACCACAAUGCAGCACACUCAUUUAUCGGUGGGUUGGUACCUGCGGUCCCCAGAGGACGCCGCCGCCCCACCUCAGGAGCUGGUCACCCUGUCCAGAGACUUUGUUCUGCGCUCCGGGGGGCCGUACCGGCAGAGGAUGGCAGCGGGGGACCUGCGGCUGGAUAAAACCAGCGCUACAGCUUAUAGGCUGACCAUACACAAGCUGCAGCCAGUGGACCAGGGCCUGCUUUACUGCCAGGCUGCCGAGUGGAUUCAGGACACAGACGGCAACUGGUUUGCCAUGACCCGCAAGCAGAGCGACAAGACUCAGCUCCGCAUUCAGCCCACAGAUCGGGACUUCAGCAUCCAGGUGAGCACGGAGCGACGGUCCUUCACGGCCGGUGAGCCGCUGGAGCUUCGCUGCACUGUCGAGGCGCAGAACGUGCCAGAGCGUUUCUUCUUGGUGUCGUGGGUCUUCAGCAGCUCACCGGUGGCCGUGGUGGACCCCAGUGCCGUGCCUGUCCUGGGCCCCGAUUAUGUCGCCCGUGAGGCAGCUGGCCAAAUGACUGUGCGUAAAGAGAGCCCCAACGUGCACCUGCUCAAGCUGCAGCACCUGCGCCCGGAAGAUGCUGGGAAAUACAUCUGCCGUGUGACAGAGCGGGAGAAGACACCCACGGGAGACUUCAUCGACCGCAGCAAGAGGUCUCGCAAUGUCCAGAUCACAGUCCAGCCGCUCAAGAGCAACAUCACAGUGGUAUUGUCCAGUAACUCCUCGGAGGUCCUAGAGGGCGAUGUGAUCCAGUUGACCUGCUCGGUCCACUCCACUACAGGGCCCCUAUCUGUUCUCUGGCAGUGGACAGACAAGCAGGCAACCGGACCGGCCCAGGAGGUGGCCUCUGUAGAUCGGGAUGGCACUGUGUGGCACAGUGCGGCCUACAGAGAGCGCUCCAGCUAUGGGGAGAUCCGUGUGGAGAAGGUGCGGGGCGACGCAUUCUCUCUGUCGCUGUAUAAUGCCUUGCCCGGGGACGAGGGCCAGUAUCGCUGCACAGCCACUGAGUGGCUUCAAACCGGCUCUGAACUGGAGCAAAACUGGGAGAAGAUCGGAGAGAAGUCAGCUACCAAGACAAUCACCGUCAAGACUGUUGAGUCCUCCUUCAUGGUGUCAGCCUCAUCGCGGACGCCAUCCGUUACGUUCGGAGACUCCUUUGACCUCCUGUGCCUGGUCAAACCUCGUCACAACCCUCGUGUCCCCACUUCUGUCACCUGGCGCUUCAUGCCAGCCGGCACAGAAACUGAUGACGAGGGUCAGGGAGAAUUCAAAGACCUGGUGACUUUCACCCGCGAGGGCACACUGCAGUGGGGGGAGCAGCUUCUGGGGCUGGGUACCCGCACCACUGUGGACCGCUCCCACUCCAACACCAACUUCCGGUUGUCAGUGACCCGGGCAGGGCGUCGCGAGGCCGGCAAGUACCAGUGCACCGCCAUCCUGUGGAGGAGGAACUACGACAACAGCUGGAGCAGAGUGGCCAACCGCACUUCUAACCUGCUCGGCAUCAGUGUCCUACAGCCAGAGAGCAAACUGCGAGUGCAAAAGACCAACCAGUCUCAGGUAUACCUGGAGGACAGUCGUGUCAGGAUCAACUGCUCCAUUUCCUCCCAGACCAGCCAGGAUUCCCAGCAUGCUGUGCUGUGGUACGUGAGGCGUGCAACUGGGUCAGAGGCCGAUGAGCUCCUGCUGAGAAUUGAACGAUCGGGGGCCUUUGAGUACGGCGCCUACGCAGACGAGGAGAGAUUGCGACGCAGAGUGCAGGCCGAAAGGUUGUCACCCCGUCUGUAUGUGCUGACGCUGAACAGGGCGGAGAUGAGUGAUUCUGGGACAUACUACUGCCUGGUGGAAGAGUGGCUGAGUGACCCAGAUGGAGCCUGGUAUCGACUCUCCCGGGACUCCUCAGGUUUCACGCAGGUUCUGGUCAGGCAGCCAGAGGUUCGACUGCAGGUGGAAGAAAUGGAGUCAAACGUGACAGUGGAAGAGUCCAGCUCUAUCCGACUGGGCUGUAGCAUUCCCUCCCAGUCGUCUCGAGACUCCCGCUUCUCCGUGUCUUGGUAUGUGGAGCGCUCCGAAGACGAGGAUGAUGAGGACCAGUCAGGUGAGGAAGAGAGAAAACGGGAAUGUGUGUUCUCAAUUGGUCACGACGCCGUUUUUGGAAAUGGAAACUGCAGCCCCAGAGAGGAGGCGGGGCCAAAUUCCCGCCUGCAGUUUGAAAGGAUGACCUCUGACCAGUACAGCCUAACCAUUCAAGGAGCUCGGCCAACAGACGCAGGCCGAUACUACUGCCACGUAGAGGAGUGGCUACUCAACCCCCGCAAUGCAUGGUACCGCUUAACCACCAACAACUCUGGGUUUACUAUUGUCAACGUACUACAGCAAGUGUCCACCCUCCAGUCAGUGGUAUGCUCCAACGACUCCCUCUUCUACUUUGUCUUCUUUUACCCCUUCCCCAUCUUCGGCAUCCUCCUCAUCGCUGUGCUGCUAGUGCGCUACAAGAGUCGUAACAACAGCAAGAGCCAAGAAGGCAAGAAUGGCGCCCCCCUCCUGUGGAUUAAAGAACCUCACCUCAGUUACUCUCCCACCUGUCUGGACCCACCUGCGCUUAGCCUACACCCCGGCUCUGUUGACUAAGCGAGGGUCACCUGGCCCUGCCUCCUGCGAAUUGCGAAUCCAGCCAACACGAUGCCAGGGAGCAGAUCUGGACUCCACCUUCAGACCUAACUGUCGUUCACUGCUGUGUUGAAUUAGUUGAUCAGUUUAAAAAUUCCUACCCUGGUGGCUGCCUGUUUUAUAUUAACAACACUGUAUGUUUUGCAGUGUGUGUGAGUGUGUGUGUGGACCAGAAUGGGUGUGCCAUGUUAGCACGAUUAAUUGUAUGAAUGCGACAUUACAGUCAAGAGAGUAUCGCAAGCCUGUCCCAUUUUUGUUUUCUGUGAAACUUAACCCCUUAGCUGCAUUUUGAUUUAUGUUACUCUGAAUAUUUGUCUGUUUAUCAAAAGAGUAAAAAAAAAACAAACAAACUUGCGCACAUUGAGAUCACUGGUCGAUAUGAGAGGGAUAUUUAAGAGAAGGAACUCUAUAAUCGACUCCAGCACUGAGUGGAUGCCAAAAAAGUCUCCGCACUGAUCCAAGAGCAGCCACAGCCUGGUCCACUAUGGUGGUUGCCAUAGUGAUUCUCUGCGCCCACUGACUCCGGAGCUGAUGACUUGGUUGCCAGCCUGCAUAGAGACAAAGGCAAGGACACACAAGUCUGUGUCCUAAGUGAGGAUGUGUGUGUGUUGGCCCACCUGCCUCCACAAUGAAUUUGCCUUGGCAGACAGAAACCGGUCCUCGUGCACCACUUAAACACUGCCAGACACUCUGGCCUUAGUGAGAGACUGCUCCGCUCAUCUCCUCUAUCCUCCUCCUCUCUGAAAAGAGAGAGUGAGAAAAAAAGAGGGAGGAACUCCAGAAAUGAUGGAGAAUAAAUGAACAGUCCUCUCCCGCUGAAGAUAUAUGUACUUUGACAUGAGGGUGUUUCAGUGCCAAGACCUCCUUAUUUAAACUCUGUCCUCUGCAGCUAAUGUGUGAAGUUUUAAAGAGGGGGUGGGGGCGCUAAUUGGUUUUUGAGGCAGAUUGUAAAUAAGUCUGCCCACCUCCUGCUGUGGCUUUAUGAGCCUUGUGGGCAAAAGGGCAAUUUUUACACUCAUGUUAAAUCAGUUGAAUUGUCCUGCUUAAAUUACACAGUAGAGAUUAUUGACUGAAAUUAAAGCCCUGCACAUUUCUCUAUGCUGCCCUGUAUGAGCACCCCCGUCCUGUAUUUAAAAGAUAACAGAAGCUCAAAUGAUUCAUAUUAGUUUAAAGAAAGAUUUUUUUCAUUUGCUAAGAGCCACACUGAAGAUUACCAAUGUGUGUAGUGAAACACUCUAACAAUGUUAUCUGCACAUUAUUAGAAAAUGAACUGAUGGGCGUGGGCACAUGUUUGACUUUUUUUGUUUGUUUAUUUUAAAGAUUUUUCUAUUUAUUGUUUUAUACUACUUUGCAUAGCUUUGUAAGAUUUUUCUUUUUGCUUUGAAAUUCUCUAGGAACUGUGCUGCUUGUGUUGCCAGGCAACUGCACCAAGCAGAUUAUGUCAAUAGCCUGUGUGUUGGCAAUGUGGUAGAUGUAGAAAUGCUAGAUUUGUCCUGCGCAUUGCAGUCUGUAGCAUUUCAUACCAGAUUGUCAAGUUUGGUCAGUGUUAAAACACUGUAUAUCUAUACCUAUAAUGAAAAUUACUGUGGCUUUACAUGUACAAUAGUUGAACAGACAAGUCACAAAAAUGAAUUCACUUAAUGCUUUUUGCCGGAGUCACGUUUAUUUAGUGAGAUGUGAUGUAACACCUAGGUAGGAUGUUUGAUCAAAGACAGCUGAAACAGAACUGUUGAAUCGCCAUCUAAUCACGGAUUCUAGCUGAAGGCGUCAUCCUCGGCCCCCCUGACGCAAGCAAGAAGGGUGAAAAAUCUGUGUCACCUUCCCUGGAAAUGCAGCUGCCAGGAGAGGUGUGAAAUCCUCUACCCGACCUUGUACUUACCCUUUCACUGCCAGCCUGGACAUGAAGACUCUUGAAAAACUUGACAUUAUUGUCUCAAUUGUGUCGACAUGUAUAUUGCAUGACAAUACUACAGGAGGAAUUUUGAUGUUUUGUAAACUUUGAACUCUUUGAGCAUUGUGUUUGUGUGACAGAGCAGUGCCCAAACCCUCCCCCUUGACUUCCUGAGCCAAGAGUCAACACAAAGCCCAGUCCUUCAUCGUUUUCAAUAUCCGACUGCCACUUCCAGAUGCCCUUUGAACCUGUGAAGUAAUCUGUUUCAAGAAUGGGUGUUGUGGAGAUUGUGUUUGAUAUUAUUGCUCAUAUUUGUCUUUAAAUGCUUUGCUUUCGUGCAGCACUUCAUUAAACAGAUUUCUGUCAAAACAAAAAAGCCAAAAGUACAUAGCUGAUAAUGACACACGUUCCACAGAGUUCUGAGAUUUCUUCUUCCUUUGGCCAGGCCAGUCGUAAAUUCAGCUACAAAUAAAUGUCUUCAGAGAAAAGAAAAGCCAAUCAAUUAGCUGACCAUCAGCUCAUUACUACAAGUGUUUUCACAUAGGUGAUAUUGUUGUGGAUAAAUGAUCUUAAGCUGAAAAUCCGGGACAGUGUUGCACAUCCUACCUGGGUACAAGGUUGCCAGACAAAGGUAACACACAAAUGAAAAAGUUUAGUCGUACAUGUACUGAGUAUUGCAAGUACUCAAGUAGUUGGUGAGGCAGUAAUUCAGCCCUCAAAGUUACGGAAGGUUUCACGUCAGAGAAAAUCAGAAAAUGACUAACAACUACAAAUAUCACUGCAACUAGAAGCAUGUUUGGAUGGACAUUUGUCAAAAACCUGUAUUAUACACACGCACAUGCACACAUAUAUAAUGCAGAUUUAUGACAUAUGUACAAAGAUAGAUAUGUGUGCAAUAUUGUAAUUGUGCACGUGUGACAUUGUGGAAGGUCUUUACAAAUGUUUUCCAUUCAUCGCAGGAGGACUCUUCAUGUUCUCUUACAUAUGGCCUGUUUUGGGCGUUUGCCUAACAAAGUUGUUGGCUGAAAUGUUGCCUCAUUAAACUGCAGUAUUCAGUG
Messenger RNA from Scatophagus argus, 6828 nucleotides. RefSeq names its product immunoglobulin superfamily, member 3 (gene igsf3). Lineage: Eukaryota; Metazoa; Chordata; Actinopteri; Scatophagidae. The coding region runs from base 670 to 3840 and encodes 1056 amino acids. The record is from RefSeq and is a predicted model, not a curated record. The transcript has 10 exons.